AUGGGGGACACGCCAAAUAGGUCCUCACUUGAGCGUUCUAAUGACGUAAUUAUAAUGCAGACGGAUAUGAUUCCAUUCAAACCAAAGAGAUCAUUAAAACCCUCGGUACCUGUUCGUGCACUUCCAGCUCCAUCACAAUUUAAUCGCUUGGAUGAAACGGAUUUAAAGGAUGCCAUGGCAUUAGGAUUGCUGCUUAAGGACUUGCCCGUGAAUCAUGAUGCGUCAGCACCAGAAUAUGGUGUCGUAUAUGAGAAGAAUGGAGGUAAUCGUGAUUCAGGAUGUGGUGCUUUUACAUUCAGUAGUCAACGCUUACUACAAGAACGAUGCAAGGAGUUUGCUAUGCGUCGUGGCUUCCAAUUGUUCGUGUCUGGUAGCAGUACGCGGCCCAAUGGUGGUGGUAAUGUCAAGUAUCGAUGCAAGAAGCUUCAUGAUCAACAAUUCUUUGACUCGAGUACACCAGUCAGUGAACUGCACUGUCCCUUUUACAUUAAUGGCUACGGCAAGGACCAGCAUUGGAAAAUCACACAGGCCUGCUUCUUGCACAACCACUACAAAUUCAUUGGCUGGCGGUCGGCACUAGCGUCAAAGUCAAAGUCGAGAUCAGUAUUGGGGAUAAAUGGGUCUCGUAUACCACCACCAUCCAUUGCCACUACAGUCGAUCCAGAGAUGCCCAUUGCCGUAGCAAAAACUGCUGUUGUUAUGUUGGAAAACCAAGAGAAUGCUCCACUGCAGCUGCCAGUACUAUCAGUCGAGCAGGAAGCGCUAGCUGCAAAAGAUACGGAGAUAGCUACAUCUAUGCAGUCGCAGCAAGUAAAAGCUCAACGGAAUACAACAAUGUCCAUGAAAGCAUUUUGUCGGGUGGUGGUAGACGAGGUGAACAACUAUCCGGCAUCCAACUUAUUGAUGUCUAAAUUGGACGGGAAGAUGAUCCGACGCAUUUUGCUUCGCCAGGGUUACACUAUCAACCACAUGAUGUCUUCCCGAAUCAAAAGACACCUUCAAGACGAGAGAAUCACGAAAGUGCGGACUUCAUUCCAGAAGUUGCGUGAGUAUUUAAGAGUAGUUUCGGAAAAGAACCCGGGGUCAUUGUUUCGGUUUGAGAAGAGGGACGAUGGUGCGUUCUCACGCGUGCUAUUCAUUCCAAAUGCAAUGCUGAAUGCCGUCAAAUAUUGUCGCAAAAUUGUGUCCCUAGAUCAUAUCACACAAGGCGACGAGCUAUCCGAAACACCUUUGGGGAAACUAGACUAUGAUGAAAAUGACGACAUGAUUUGCGGGGUCUACCUCAAGGCUUCUAUCAAGGAUUUCAACGACGAAGUCAUCACUUUUGCGCUUGCACUUGUGGCGGAAGAGAACAAACUUGCUUGGGAGUGGUUCCUGCACGGACUACAAUGUACAGAAGUGACGGAUUGGAAUGAGUACACUGUGAUUGCAGGGCGUGCCCGUGGAUUGCAGACAGCUAUUCAGACUGUAUGGCCUGGAGCAAGCCUCCACUUUUGUAUGCGCCGCGUUGUUGAAGACGAGCUUAUGGUGAUCAAAAAGAUCCCCAUGACGCCCGAUAAAAAGCAAAGCAUUUUUGACCUAGCGCGCAGCGACAGCGAAACCAAAUUUAAUACACUGCGCGAAGCUUUAGUUCACACGAACGAGGCAGCUGUGGCGUACUUGGACGAAUUGGACCGCAAACACUGGGUGAAAUACGCUUUCCUUGCGGCAUUUCAGCGACCAACAUUUAAUGAGCUUACUUCCGAUCUCUCUAUGGCAUUGGGAAGCGGCGAGCUUUUUUCACAGCACGCAAGCACAAGUCAUACGAAAUGGUUCGGUGAAGAUCCCGUUUGUAGCUCUCAACCUCUCGAAACGUAUUGCCAGUAUUUUAUGAAGAUUGCUGAAAACUUUCACCAGCGUCGUCAAUCGGUGAAGCUACGACCAGCACACGAACUUGUCCCACUGCGAGAAAUGCAGUUACAGCAGAUUCUGCAAGGCAGUCAGCGCUGCGAGUCAAUUCCUUGUGCAAACGGACUUUACAUGGUACGCUAUCUAGGUCCAACGCGACUAGAUAUCCCAGAUAGUUGGCGUCACGUGGAUCUUGCUCAAUGGGAAUGCACGUGUCAAGAUUGGCAAGAUCAGCACUUUCCGUGCUUGCAUGCGAUACACGCUGCAGAGUUAGAUCAGCGCCGCAUUGAUUCGCUCUACGACACCAAGCAAAACUCAAUCGAGACUUAUCUGAACUGCUACGCAACUUCGUUCACGCCCUGGCCAAUGGAUGCAUCUCCAAUUGAACCUGAUGUAUCAAUAAAGACACCUCUUGACCUUUUCUUCUCAGAGGUUGGUUCUGGUCGACGAAAGCCUGGUCCGCGUCCAAAGAAUCGAAAAAAACAAGUAUUAUAUCAAUUCUGA
Peronospora belbahrii is the source of this 2391-nucleotide messenger RNA. The record is from the annotation of a GenBank genome assembly. NCBI's taxonomy places the organism in Eukaryota, Oomycota, Peronosporomycetes, Peronosporales, Peronosporaceae.